GUCUAGAAGACCAACACAGCCGGCGGCAAGGUGAUGAGGUGACAAGGUGACAAGGUGACAAGAUGACCAGGCGUGAUUCUAGAACGUGACUGAAUCUUCCAUCUUCCGUCUUCCAUCUUCCAGCAAUCACACGUAGAGGGAAGGGACAAGAAAUCGACAAUUGCAGCCUCAGGUUGGAAAGAAGAAAGCCCUCUUCAACACGACAUAAUUCUUCCUUGCCAAUUGACUUCUCUUCCCAAAAACCCCCCAACCCAAAGGAAAAUCCCCCCCAAAAACAACAACAAAAGUUCUCUGACUUCCAACGCCCGCCAGAUCAUCCGUUCAUUGUCCCAAUCACCAAAAUUUCUCAAAAUCAUCCCAAGCUAAAAGCGUUGCAUGCGCCCUUCCACCAAUCAUUCAUUCCAUUGAAUUGGAGAUCCAAUCCUCUCUUCCAUAGAGCCAAGGUAUCUGCCCCCGCUAUCAGAACCCAGCUUCUACAUUAUAGGAAAAAGCGUGGAAGGGUCCAACUCCAUUUUUCCCACUCCUCUUACCGUUCCGUGGCGAUUCCUGCUAUUGUGGUCUCACGCUUGUAGCACUUCUACCCAUUCACAUACUGAUAUCCAUUUCCCCUGCUUCUUACACAAAUAACUUCUCCGUACCAGUCAACUACCUACCGGUUGCAUUCAAACUUCUGCUACUUUCCGACCCACACCUUUUGAAAGACCCUAUCAUACCCAAAGCGGAUACAAGAUCUCUUCCGGUAGGCAGUUCGACAAUAAUGUCAAUCAAUUGGGUAAUGACCUCUAACGAGGCUGGAUUCGUCAAACUUCCCAAUGAACGAAUUCUUUAUACUUCACCCCCUCGAACGAGUUUACAAAUUUCUACGACGACUACACCUCCUGGCGCAGAGCCAUAUUCGGCCAAAAGUGACGCUGGGGUUGUUUAUAUCAGUAACCAACGAAUAGUUUAUCUUCCAAGUGCACCUACUCCCGAACUUCAAUCAUUCUCUUCACCAAUUCUCAACCUGCAAGAUAGCUAUGUUCGUGCGCCAUUCUUCGGCGCCAAUUACUGGACUGCUCUCUGCAAGCCGGUUUCGGGAGGUGGAAUUCCUCCGGAUUAUCCUUCGGUCGAGCUCAAGAUGACAUUCAGAGAAGGCGGGGCUUUCGAUUUUCAUUCUUGUUUGGAACAAAUAAAGGAGCGUUUGUACCAAGUUUAUAGUGUCGCACGCGAACAUGGGGGGAGGGGAACGAGUGGAGCAGAUUUGGUGAACAUGGAUUUAGAGCAAUUACCUGCCUAUGAAGCUGCGACAGAGGUUACAGAUGAAGCACAUGAGGUAGCUCUAGAUAGCGGGGUAGCAGACACAACCAGAAGUUCACGGCCCGAGACCUUCACCGCGCCAGCUGAGCCCCCUCCAGAUUAUGAAGAAGUACAAGCACAAGCCGUUUCGGUGGACCUGGAUCAGCGAUUACGAGAGCAAGCCGAGAGACAAUGAGAGGGGGUAAGCGACAUAUAUAGAAUGCUGUGUUACAUACGUUUUGUUACAUCGGGUAUUACGAAGUCAUGAAUAAAUGAAUGCUGGAAAGGAAGGACAUAUAUGGCGGGGGGAAAGGCGUUCUAUCACAAAUUUACACAUAAGAUUUGGCAUGGUCUAUGAUCAGGAAUGGGGCUAUAAAGCAGCACUGCACUGGCGUUUUGAGAGGUUGAUAAUAAAUUGCUUCAAGAUGGAAUUGAUGUCUAAAAUAGUCUGAAAUAGUCUGAAAUAGCUAGCAUAUCAUGAGAAAUGAAAUAAAAAUUUAAAAAACGAUACCA
Messenger RNA from Botrytis cinerea B05.10, 1788 nucleotides. RefSeq lists its product as hypothetical. The record is from RefSeq and is a predicted model, not a curated record. The transcript has 3 exons. Gene Ontology annotation, biological process: positive regulation of DNA-templated transcription. Gene Ontology annotation, molecular function: transcription coactivator activity; chromatin DNA binding. Gene Ontology annotation, cellular component: nucleus. The coding region runs from base 758 to 1471 and encodes 237 amino acids. Lineage: Eukaryota; Fungi; Ascomycota; Leotiomycetes; Helotiales; Sclerotiniaceae.